Molecule: messenger RNA, 225 nt
Organism: Cokeromyces recurvatus
Lineage: Eukaryota; Fungi; Mucoromycota; Mucoromycetes; Mucorales; Mucoraceae
Exons: 1
Source: RefSeq, a predicted model, not a curated record
GAUCGAAGUUGGCGUCUUCAUUGGCGUUUCGGCUGGUUACCCCACGAUUAUCUUUCAUAUCACCCUUUUCAUUCUAAUCAACUAUUUUGUAGAACUCAUUCAAUACAACGUCUCCAUAUGCACCACAAAUUGCAAAUGCUACAAACAAUUGACAACCAUUUUUCCUUUCUCCUCAAUAAACUUUCUUUCAAAAAACCUUCUAAUAUAAUAUCUGCUUUUCUAUGA